AUGCCUCCGCGCAAGAGCGACGCGAGCCGACGAAGCGACGUAUCCAACGCACGCUUCAUCGUCAUGGACGAAGACCCAGCCCCCGCAGCCACACCGGCCACUGCGGCUAGCACCAGCAGCAAUGGUGCGGCGGGCACACCAUCCGCGGCCCCCAGGACAAAGGCCUCGGUCUCGGUCUCGGCCUCCGCGACGCCGUCCAGCGUACCUCCCGCCGCCGCUGCGUCGACUCCUGACUCCGCCACGGGAGUGAGGCCGACGUCGUCGACGCCGCUGACUACCACGACGGUGCUGCAUGCGGGCUCGGAGAAGAAGGAAAGCCAGACGCAUGACAAGAUGGCCAAGGCCGAUAGGGAUGCUCUCACCAUUGAGGACCUGAGCUUGCCCAAGUCUAUCAUCACGAGGCUGGCAAAGGGUGUGCUCCCGCCCAACACGCAGAUCCAGGCCAAUGCCGUUCUGGCCAUGAGCAAGAGCGCAACCGUUUUCAUCAACUAUCUCGCUUCGCACGCCAAUGAAAUCACUGUCAAUGCGAACAAGAAGACCGUCAGUGCCGAGGACGUUUUCAAGGCGCUUGACGACAUUGAGUUUGGGUUUCUGCGUGAGCCCCUAGAGCAAGAGUUUGCCAAAUAUAACCAAAUCCAAUCCGCAAAGCGCACCAGCUAUCGCCAAAAGGUUGCUGCCAAGAAGGGUGGGAGCGCGGCAGCAGGUGUCGCAGUAGGGGCAGCGGCCGGGGCAGCGGCUGCAGAUGCUUCCCUCCUCUCAAACGCUGACGACAGCGCCAUGACGACAGCAUCCUCCGACACAGCCCCGCGAGCAAAGAAGGCCCGUGUAGACGACUCUGCCAUGACCGUUGGCGAGGAUGUCGACGACGGCGAGACUGAGCCCGAAGAAGAAGCCGAGGAGGAGGAAGACAACGACAACGAAGAGGAAGAGGCCGACGAGGAAGAAGACGACGAGGAAGACGACGAUGAGGAAGGGGAGGGAAGUGGUGAUGAAACGCAAGACGCUCUGGAGGAGAAGGGUGAGGGCAGCGACGUCGACGAGGCGCUUGACGGAGAUGAGAGCGACUAG
This is a messenger RNA of Colletotrichum higginsianum IMI 349063, 1068 nucleotides long. RefSeq names its product DNA polymerase epsilon subunit D. Gene Ontology annotation, molecular function: chromatin DNA binding; protein heterodimerization activity. The record is from RefSeq and is a predicted model, not a curated record. Gene Ontology annotation, cellular component: epsilon DNA polymerase complex; CHRAC. Lineage: Eukaryota; Fungi; Ascomycota; Sordariomycetes; Glomerellales; Glomerellaceae. The transcript is spliced from 4 exons. Gene Ontology annotation, biological process: heterochromatin formation; leading strand elongation; DNA damage response. The coding region runs from base 1 to 1068 and encodes 355 amino acids.